GUGUGGCAGAGAGAGAGAGAGAGAGAGAGAGAGUGAAGAGAACGCUCAAAGACCGGCUCUGUCCUCUCUCCGUGGAACGCCGCUAGACCAGCCGCCAAAGAAAGGAGAGAAGGAAGAUCGAAUCCAUUCUUCUUCUGGACCACUCAUACUUUUCAUCUCCCCCUCGUCCUCCACCCUGAUUUGCUUCUUUUUUUCCCCUUCUGGACCUCCAACUUUAGCCUCCAUCUCUUGCUCCAUCCAGCCUCGCUUGUCUCCAUCUCCAACCAUGACCACCUAUUUCCACAACCACGAGUUCUGUUGCGGGCCCCCGCAGGGCUGUGGAUCCGGCAAGGGCAAGGCGAAGCCUGGCCAGGCCAAGGCACAGCCCCAGCCCCAGGCCCACGUUCACCAGAGACUCCUUCAGAACCAGGACCAACUGGUCCAGAUUCACAGGCAGCAGCAGCAGAUCCAGCUACAGCAACAUCAGAUACUACAGCAGCAACUGCACUCUCCGAAUCAUCAACUACAACUGCAUUCUCCAAACCAUCAACUACAUUCUCCGAAUCAUCAACUACAGCUUCACUCUCCAAACCAUCAACUACAGCUUCACUCUCCAAACCAUCAAGGACAUCUUCACUCUCCGAACCAUCAACUACAACAACAUUCUCCAAACCAUCAACUACACUCUCCGAAUCAUCAACUACAACUUCACUCUCCAAACCUUCAACAACAGCUUCACUCUCCAAACCAUCAAGGACAUCUUCACUCUCCGAACCAUCAACUACAACAACAUUCUCCAAACCAUCAACUACACUCUCCAAAUCAUCAACUACAACUACACUCACCGAACCAACAGCAAACCUUGCUGCAAGUAUCUCCGUCCCACCUACAGACUCCGAACCACCCACAGCAGCUCCACUCGCCCAUCCAGCAGCCUCCGUCACCCAACCACCAUCACCAACAGCUCCAGCAGCACCAGCACCUGCUCCAACAGCAGUCAGCAGUUCUACACUACCACCACCAGCAGCAGCAGCAGCACCACUACCACCAUCACCAUCCUCACAGCCAGAUGCAGCACACCCCUCCCCUGAGCCUCCACCCGCUGGCCUCGCCACAGCUCCCCCUGCAGGCUCCCAGGGCCAACUACAGCUCCUGCACUCUGCCGGCGUCCAUGUCCAAGUCCCGGAGCCGGGGGAAGUUCACCAACCUGAGGGACAGCGUGAAGAAGAGCCCCACCAAGAGCAAGGUCAAGGCCAAGGUCGGGGGCAGGUGGGCGGCCCAGAACGCCUGGACCACCCACUCCCUGGAGAAGCCUCCACAGAUGCAGAUCCACGAGAACUUUCACGGAGUCUGCCUCCUCUUUGUGACCCUGCAUUUAAUCAAACUGGCCUUGUGAUUGGUCAAUUGAACGGCUUGUCGCGUCGCGUCUUUAAGAGUCCUGUUUACCUCUAGUGUUCCUCCAAGCCGGGCGUGGGUAAGAGGAUUUGCAUGUUUGCUGUCCAGAGUGCUGUGUGCCAGAAUAAAGCCUGUCAGGGUUGAGGGGCUACGCGCUAAUCCUGCCGACUCUUAUCAAUGGAGAAGCUGAGAGGGCUGUGCAUGUUCCUGCCUGCACACCCUCCCUCUCAUCCUCACAGCCGUAACGUACACACACAGACACACACACAACAGCUGCAACUGUCAGCCAGUCCUGUCACAUCAACAACAUCCAUUCAGAACAUUCAGAUCUGACACCGCAUUCUGUCUCUCUCUCUCUCUUUCUCUCUCUCUUUCUAAAUCCUCCCCCCACUUUCAUUCACGCUGCUCCUCCCCCUCUCCACCCAACAUCCCAACAUCUGUUUGGAUGUUGCUGUUAUUGCGUCAAUGUUGCGUGCUUCCCUGGCGCCUGCCACCCUUCCUAUUAGCGUUCCGAUCUAACCUUUGACCCC
This is a messenger RNA of Hypomesus transpacificus, 1904 nucleotides long. Its product is annotated as putative cyclin-dependent serine/threonine-protein kinase DDB_G0272797/DDB_G0274007. The coding region runs from base 266 to 1375 and encodes 369 amino acids. The record is from RefSeq and is a predicted model, not a curated record. NCBI's taxonomy places the organism in Eukaryota, Metazoa, Chordata, Actinopteri, Osmeriformes, Osmeridae. The transcript is spliced from 2 exons.